UUGUCUUAUGUUAAGUGAUGAUAGUAAUGCUUAGCCUAAGUUAUAAAUGAAUGUGUGAUGAAUUGUAUUGUUGCAUUCAUGAAUUAAAACUGAUUAAGGUUAGUGCAUACUGUCAAAUGGCUGUCUUACAUUGAAGCAUUAGAUUCAUGUCUAAAUGCUGAGUAAAGUAGCUGUCAAAAAUUGCCUAAGUGUCUUGUAAUGAAUCUGUAGGAUCAUACUAGAACUUAGAGAGCUAAGCUUGCAAUGAUUUGAAACUUGGGUGUCUUGUUUGGUCUUGCAUUUCUUUAGUGAGACAUUGGUGUUCAAGCUUGAUGUGGAAUCAAGGACUGACCCAAUGCACCUAUGUCUAAUCUUCUCUGGAGGUUGAGUGGUGUUUCAGGUGCACAAGGAGUGUUCUUAGUUCUUCACCAAUCCAAGAGAAAGAGGAAGGCAUUGCCCAUUGUCAUGAGCAAUGGAGAGCGGUUACUGAAGUGGUUAUGAGCCACUGGUUAGUGAAGACUCACGGCUGCUCACUUCCAAGCUUGGACCCUCAUUCUAUCCAAGCUUGAGGAGGGGAGUUAAGUGAGCAGAAGAAGAAAGUUCCACAAGAGCAUUCCCUGAAGAUGGCGAGUUGAAGAAGUGCUGCAAGGGUCUGAUGGUGUGAUCAUGAAGCUGCUCUCCCAAGCUUGACUUGUUCCACAUGGUCAAGCUUGAGGGGGAGUGUUGAGAAGACUUCAAAUGAUCACAAAGGUGCCGGUUCAAGAAGGUGGACGGCAGUGAGCAAAUGUAGAGAAUCAAGAAGCUCUCCUUCCAAGCUUGACUUGUUCCACAUGGUCAAGCUUGAGGGGGAGUGUUGAGAAGGCUUCUUGAUGAGAGCACUUGGCGGUUAUUCAAGAAGAGGAGCAUACCGGUUUGUGAAGCAAGAUGGAGGAUGGUGAAGCAAUCUCCAAAGCGGCCAGAGCAGAGCAGCCUUGGUACUACAGGCUGAGGCAUCUGAUCAUGAAGCUUUAGAACAAGGUGGAAACUCUAGAAGAAGAAGCAGCCAAGGCUCAGCUAUUACAAGAUGAAGAUUGAUGAGCAAGAGAAGAUGUGAUCUACCUUGCAUCACAAGAAGGUGUUGAACAGAAGAGAAGAUAGAGCUUGUACAACAAUAGGGCAAGCUCUAGAAGAUGUCUAGAAGAGUUCAAUCAAGCUUCAGAAGUGUUCUGAAGUAGUUAUCUUGUGAAGUUAAGUCUAGGAAAGACUUAGACUGAUCAUGUGAAAGCUUUGGAGGAGUUAGAGAGAAGAUGGAAGUGUGGUGCAAAGAUAGGGUGUUCAGUACGGCCUUGUACGGUCUAGGGUGAAUCAUGAAGGUGUUUGGGAUCAGUCAAGAAGGAGAUAAGGCAAUGAGCAUAGUUAGGGAUUGUGGUACGGACAGGAGGUCCGUACCAUCAACCGUACGGCCACUCCACACGCCCAAGUCACCCGGUUCAGCUUAAAUCAAAGAUGAGCAAUGUGAGGGCGGUUUACUUUGAUCCAAUCCUAUCUUAAGUGACCGUUGAAGGCUUAUGGAGGGAAGGAAUAUACCUGAGCAUCUUGUGGUCCAAGAGACAGGCUGGAAAGGGAAAAGAAGCUUUACCUUUACAGCCAAGACCCAUCUCCUCCCUUCAUUCAAAAGAAGCAAUCUGAGCCUUCCAUUUGAAUCAGCCACGCCAGCUAGCACCAGAAACAUCAAGACCAGUCUUCUCUCAUCCGUACCAUCCAUUCUAUCUUUUAAUUACAGCCUUAGGAUCUAGGUUUGUGAUAUAAGUUGUGUAAAGGCAUAUAUAAGUCUCUUAUGAUCACUUUGUAAACCUUUAAGCUGAGAGAGUCUCUCUUCUUCAUAAACUUGUUCUUGGUUCUUAUUCUCUUGUUACUAAGUCUCUCUCUAAUCUCCCAUACACGUUCUCAGUCUCUCCCAUACUCUCUUUGAUUCUAUUAAACUCAUUUCUAUUCUUCAUACUUCAUCACACAACAAUCUCUCAUCUGUUCUUACAUCACUCAAGUACUGGUACUCUGAAAAUCUCAUAUGGUAUCAGAGCCAGGUUGCUCAGACUCCUGGUGAAGACUUCCGCUACAUCCACAAGCUCCCAAGCUCACGCCCUUGAAGAUUCAGCUCACCUUGUCCCAAGUUUCUACCUUGAAGAGUUCUUUGACAGUCUUGUUCAUCCGACUUCAACAUAGAGUCCAAAAGAACCAUUGUCAUUGCUGUUACUCUCAAUGGUCCCAACUACCUUCUCUGGUCACGCAUGGUGAAGACAGCUCUAGGAGGGAGAGGCUUAUGGAGCCAUUGCCUCACGGAUGCUCCAAAGCUCUCCAAGACUGCCGGUUCAAAUGAAAGCUCAGCAGAUGGUGAAUCCGGUUCCAAAUCUGUAUCUGAGGAGAAGUGGGAACAAGAAGACCUCAAGGUCUUAUCCAUUCUCCAUUGCUCACUGUCUCCAUCCAUCCUUGAAGCAUACUCAUACUGUGAGAGUGCUAAAGACCUUUGGAGUACACUUAACAAGAUAUAUGGGAACAUCUCCAACAUCAGCCGAGUAUUUGAGAUCAAGAAGUCCAUCAACAUCCUAUCCCUUUUGGAUGAGGAGUUCACUGCGCAUCUAGGCAAGUUCAGAGCCCUUUGGUCUGAGCUAGAGAUGCUUAGACCCCAAUCUGUUGAUCCGGAGGUGUUGAUUGAAAGAAGGGAGCAAGACAAGGUGUUUGGCCUAUUACUCACCCUCAGCCCUGCCUACAGCGCCUUGAUUCAACAUAUCUUGAGGUCUGAGAAGCUCCCAACACUUGAAGAAGUGUGUUCCCAAGUCCAAAAGGAGGAGGGAACAAUCGGGCUGUUUGGAACAAAGGAAACACUCUCCUUUGCUUCUCAAGCUGAAAGAAGCUCUCAGCCCAACAAGGCGCCUUACAAGAAGGGGGAUAGGAGAGGCCUGAAGUGUGAGCAUUGCAAGAGGGAUGGGCACACCAAGGAGAGGUGUUGGAUACUGAAUCCAAGCCUCAAACCUGCCGAGUUCAAGUGAACCGUGCCCAUGGAGGUUCAAGAGAUCAGCUCGGAUCUCUUGUUUGUAAGCAAACCUCCUAACCCUUAGAAAUUGUCUAAAUCUUGAUUAAUAUGUCUCAUGGAUUGAACCUGUUGCAUUCAUAUAGUUAAUGCUUUAGGAUUGUGCAUUCAUGUAUUGAUGCAUUUAAAAAUGAGCCUAAAUUGUCAAUGUAUUGUUUAAAGCUUGCAUUGUCAUUUUAGAGAUUGAAAACUGCUUGUUCUUGCCUUGAUUGAUUGGCUUGUUUCAAGGUUUAUAUUCUGCUGUAGCAUUGGUGAUCAAACAGGAUAAAUUAUCUUGGUUUGAUCCCAAUGGGAUGAUCUGAUCUUGCAUUGAGUUGUGGUGGUGUUAGGUACACAAGGAAAGUGAUACAUGUAACUCGCCAACAGCCAAGAAUGUAGUGACAAAGGUCUUGUGCCAUUGCAUAUCAUCACUAGGACAUGUUAGUCCAUAAUCUACAGGAAGUGUAGUGUGAUUGAUUAUGCAAUGAGAGA
Molecule: messenger RNA, 3517 nt
Organism: Brassica rapa (field mustard)
Lineage: Eukaryota; Viridiplantae; Streptophyta; Magnoliopsida; Brassicales; Brassicaceae
Source: RefSeq, a predicted model, not a curated record